UCCGGGCGGGGCGCCAUCUCUAUCGCGCACACUGCUGCUAGUUACAGCCUGCUGCUUGCUGCGUCUUUAUCCUAUAUGCUGUAGAGAAUAACCUUAAUCCUGUACCACCAUCAACUUAUUUACUAUUCAACUUACUUAUCAACUCGGUCAACGUGUGAAGAUGUUUUAUACUUGCGGUCCCAAUGAGGCAAUGGUGGUGUCAGGUUUCUGCCGCUCUCCACCACUCAUGAUCUCUGGUGGAAGAGUCUUUGUGGUGCCAUGUGUUCAGCAGAUUCAAAGGAUCUCUUUGAACACCAUGACGCUAAACGUAAAGAGUGAUAAAGUCUACACCCGUCAUGGAGUGCCGAUUUCUGUCACUGGGAUUGCACAGAUGAAGAUUCAAGGGCAGAAUAAGCAGAUGUUAGCUGCAGCCUGUCAGAUGUUCAUGGGCAAGUCAGAGAGUGAUAUUGCUCAUAUAGCCUUGGAAACGCUGGAGGGCCAUCAGAGAGCUAUUAUUGCCCAUUUGACUGUGGAGGAGAUCUACAAGGAUCGUAAGAAGUUCUCCGAACAGGUUUUCAAGGUGGCUUCAUCUGAUCUUGUCAACAUGGGCAUUAGUGUGGUCAGCUACACACUUAAAGAUGUUCACGAUGACCAGGAUUACCUGCACUCCUUGGGAAAGGCCCGUACGGCACAGGUGCAGAAGGAUGCACGUAUCGGAGAAGCCAUGAACAAGAGAGACGCAGUGAUCAGGGAGGCCCAUGCGAUGCAGGAAAAGGUGUCUGCUCAAUACGUAAAUGAGAUUGAGAUGGCUAAGGCUCAGAGAAACUACGAGCUGAAGAAGGCUACCUAUGACUAUGAGGUCAACACCAAAAAAGCUGAGUCUGAGAUGGCCUAUCAGUUACAGGUUGCAAAGACAAAGCAACGUAUAGAGGAAGAGAAGAUGCAGGUGCAGGUGGUCGAGCGCUCGCAGCAAAUCACGCUGCAGGAGCAGGAGAUCACACGCAAAGAGAAAGAGCUGGAGGCCAAAGUCAUGAAACCAGCUGAUGCAGAGCGAUACAGGCUGGAGAAACUAGCAGAAGCUGAACGUCUUCAGCUGAUCAUGGAGGCAGAGGCCGAGGCUGAAUCCAUUAGAGUUAGAGGAGAGGCUGAAGCAUACGCUGUGGAAGCUAAAGGACGCGCUGAGGCAGAGCAAAUGGCGAAGAAGGCUGAAGCUUUCCAACAAUACAAGGAAGGAGCAAUGGUGGACAUGCUUCUGGAGAAACUGCCACUGAUGGCAGAAGAGAUCAGUAAGCCUCUGUCAGCUGCCAAUAAGGUCACAAUGGUUUCCAGUGGAGGUUCAGAGAUUGGAGCAGCCAAGCUGACAGGUGAAGUGCUGGACAUCAUGACCAAACUGCCCGAAACUAUCGAAAAACUGACGGGAGUCAGCAUUUCCCAGGUUACCCGCACUGGUUGAAUCCACCUCAUCUUCAACACAGCCAUGAUUUUAUUUAAUGUAUGCAUGCCACACAAUCAUUCCUUCAAUCCAUCUUUCUUUUUAUUGAAAACAUUCUCUCUUUUCUAUCAUUUUUUUGUGUGUUUCUACUUUCAUCUCUCUUUUAUCUUUAAUGCACAUUUUGUUCUCUCUUUUUCAAGUUCAUGAGUCUGUCUAACUCUGUCCUUUUUGCCUUGCUGCCAAAACCCAAAGUGCAUUUUAAAGUCUACAGAAGAAGAAUGCUGUUCUUUAUAUUUUAUAAAUCUAAUGUCUAUGUUGAAUGCCAUCAGACACUACGGCCUUGACAAUGGUACAAAUUUACAUUCAUCUUUAAAUCUUGAGAGACAGAGGGAUCCAUUCAGGAAAGCAAGC
Molecule: messenger RNA, 1822 nt
Organism: Paramisgurnus dabryanus
Lineage: Eukaryota; Metazoa; Chordata; Actinopteri; Cypriniformes; Cobitidae
Gene: flot1a
Product: flotillin 1a
Biological process (GO): protein localization to plasma membrane; positive regulation of endocytosis; positive regulation of cell junction assembly
Cellular component (GO): cytoplasmic vesicle; plasma membrane; flotillin complex
Molecular function (GO): protease binding
Source: RefSeq, a predicted model, not a curated record